UGUGUGUGUGUGUGUGUGUGUGUGUGUGUGUGUGUGUGUGUGUGUGUGUGUGUGUGUGUGUGUGUGUCAGAGAUAAAGACUGUGGGGGGCUCUCCUCUCCAUCACUGUGUGCUAUUUGCUUCUACAGAACAGACCGAGGAAGGGAGAAUCAGAAUAGCCAAGAUGCCUGCGCAAGGACUUGAGAGAAAACCCAAAAUAUCUGCAUCUCGCAAGCUCAUGCUUAAGAGCAUGAUGGUUGCCAGGGCAACAGAGGAGCUGGAGCAGGAGUUGGAGGAGAAGGAGGAGGAGAAGACAAAGUACCUGGAGGAGAAAUCGCCGCCCCUUCAGACCGGAAGCAUGUCUCUGGAGGACCUGCAGGCGCUGUGCCAGGAGAUCCACUCCAAAAUCACUGUGGUGGACGAGGAACGCUACAACAUCGAAGCAAAGGUCAUGCACAACAGCAGAGAGAUCAAAGACCUGAACAUCAAGGUGCUGGACCUGAGGGGGAAGUUCAAACGGCCCGACCUGCGGCGGGUGAGGGUCUCUGCGGAUGCCAUCCUGCGUUCCCUUCUGGGCUCCAAACACAAGGUGUCCCUGGACCUGAGGGGCAACCUCAAGUCCGUCAAGAAGGAGGACACCGAGAAGGAGAAGACAGCGGAGGUGGGCGACUGGAGGAAGAACGUUGAGGCCAUGUCAGGCAUGGAGGGCAGGAAGAAGAUGUUCGACGCAGCCAACCAGUGAAUGACAUAACUCAACGGUCAGGGCACGCCCGGACUGGUUCGGUCGGUAACCAUGGAGCUCAAUCAAUCUUUGUGUUGCACGGCCCUCUUUCAAAGUCUCAAAGAUCCAAAGUCUCAAAGUCUCAAAGUGAAUCCUGUGCUCUGUGUUUUUCUACAGAAGCAUUAACGUCUGGGUUUCCUCCCCAGGCAAACUUAUCCUACUGUUUAAUUUCCACGCAUAGUCAAUAAAAAAAUUCUAAAUGUA
Gadus morhua (Atlantic cod) is the source of this 963-nucleotide messenger RNA. RefSeq names its product troponin I, slow skeletal muscle. Gene Ontology annotation, cellular component: troponin complex. NCBI's taxonomy places the organism in Eukaryota, Metazoa, Chordata, Actinopteri, Gadiformes, Gadidae. The transcript is spliced from 8 exons. Gene Ontology annotation, biological process: cardiac muscle contraction; skeletal muscle contraction. Bases 163 to 720 code for a protein of 185 amino acids. The record is from RefSeq and is a predicted model, not a curated record.